This is a messenger RNA of Paramormyrops kingsleyae, 1288 nucleotides long. Lineage: Eukaryota; Metazoa; Chordata; Actinopteri; Osteoglossiformes; Mormyridae. The record is from RefSeq and is a predicted model, not a curated record.
GCAUUAUUUUGCAUCCAGCCCCUACAUGCCAUCCAACCCAGGGGAGCAGUACUUCAUGUUCACCAUCCUGGCGUCGUGGCUUAUCAACCAAGCGGGCAGACCUUUCGAGCAGCCACAGGAAUACGACGAUCCCAAUGCCACGGUGUCCAACAUCCUGUCAGAGCUGCGGGCUUUCGGUGGGCAGGUCGACUUCCCCCCCUCCAGACUGAAGGCCGGCUCCGGGGAGCACGUCUGCUAUGUGCUGGACCGUCUGGCUGAGGAGGCUUUGAAAAAGAAGGGCUUUGCGUGGAAGAAGCCAAAGUAUCCAACAGAGGAACUGGAGGAGGAGUCUCUUGUGGAAGAUGAUGCAGAACUUACAUUGAGCAAAGUGGAGGAAGACAUGACUGAGGAACCCGAUGACAAUGAGGAAGAAAAUCUCAUUGAUUUGGAAGCUCUGAAGGCAAGGACCAGUCAAAAUGAGGCCAAUGGCUCUUCAAAGCCAGAUGAGAUUUUAGAGUCCAACACGGACGUGGCUGAGUGGAACCUGGAAGUUGAAAGAGUCCUUCCUCAGCUGAAAGUGACCGUCAGAGCCGACAACAAGGACUGGAGGAUACAUGUCGACCAAAUGCACCAGCACAAAGAUGGCAUCGAAUCCUCGCUGAAGGAAGCCAAAGGUUACCUCAACAAGCUGCAGGAAGACAUCAGCAAGACGCUGGAGAAGGUGACCAGCCGUGAGAAGUACAUCAACAAGCAGCUGGAGCACCUGGUCCAGGACUACCGCAGCGCUCACGCCAAGCUCAGUCAGUCCAGGGAGCACUAUCAGCAAGGCAGCGGCGGAGUGACCGAGAGGACCAGAGUUCUGUCUGAGAUCUCUGAGGAUCUGGAGAAGGUGAAGCAGGAGAUGGAGGAGAGGGGAAGCAGUAUGUCUGAUGGAGCCCCCUUGGUCAAAAUCAAGCAGAGCCUGACCAAGCUGAAGCAGGAGGUGGUUCAGAUGGACAUACGUAUUGGAGUGGUGGAGCACACCAUCCUGCAGGCCCAGCUGAAGGAGAAAUCCAACAUGACCCGAGACAUGCACGCCACCAGCAUCCCAGAGCCGGCCGUCGGCACCUACUGAGGUUCACACAGAGCCACAUCACUUCCUGUCUGCUGCUGACCACUUCCUGGUUUCCUCUUUAAAACUAGAAUGACUAACCUUUUGUUAAUUAUGCAUGCUUCUGCAGUACAAAAAAUGUUAUACAAUUUGUAAAUAUGAUUUUUAUAUUUGCACCAAAAUAUGAAUAAUAAAUUUUCUAUAAUAUUUAGAAUAACA